Lodderomyces oxycetoniae is the source of this 1020-nucleotide messenger RNA. RefSeq lists its product as uncharacterized. Bases 1 to 1020 code for a protein of 339 amino acids. Lineage: Eukaryota; Fungi; Ascomycota; Pichiomycetes; Serinales; Debaryomycetaceae. Gene Ontology annotation, molecular function: S-adenosylmethionine-dependent methyltransferase activity. The transcript has a single exon. The record is from RefSeq and is a predicted model, not a curated record.
AUGUCAACUUUUUCCAAGACAAACUUUAAAACAGUAAACUAUAACUCCUUUCGUCCUCAAUAUCCGCCAUCUUUCUAUAAUAUAUUGGGUCGCUAUGUUCAAAAGGGCGUUUUUCAACAUCAAUUACCUGUUGAACGAGCAAUUGAUUUGGGUUGUGGUACCGGUGUUGCCACGUAUCCAUUAUUGAACUUGGCGAAACGAGUAAUUGGUUUAGACUUGUCACCGAAAAUGAUUGAAACAGCUAAUUCUCUUGUUGGUAAAAGAUUAGCGGAAUUAGGUGUUAACGAAACUGGCGCCGAAACUGGAGCUGGAUCUGAUGACAAAACAGAUUCUGUAUCCAACGCUUUACCAGUUGUUUUUAAAGUUGGUGCAGUUGAGGAUUUCAUCAACAAACAGGAAAGUGGAAUUACAGAGGAGUCUGUUGAUUUGAUCACAGCUGCAGAAUGUAUCCAUUGGUUUAAGGACUAUAAGCUGUUUUUCCAAAGCAGUGCUCAAUUAUUGAAAAAAGGUGGAACUUUAGCCUACUUCUUUUAUGUUGAUCCCAUGAUUGUUAAUUUUACUGGUUGUUCGAGGACAGAUUUUAGCAAGAAGGAUAUUCUCGAGAAAGCGCUCCAUAUUUACAAGAAAUUUGCUUAUGAGGAUCUAAACUAUAUAGGACCAUACUGGGAACAGCCAGGUAGAAGCAUUUUGCAGAAUUUUUGUGUCGAUGCCAACGCUAAGAUUCCUCGUGAUUUGUAUGAGGAUAUUGAAAUUCACACUUUCAAGACAAGUUUUGAUAAUCUGAGAGCUAAUGAGAAAAGUGAUUUGGAUUUAGCAAGAUUGAAUAUCAGCUUGAGUGAUUAUAUUGACUAUUUUGAAACGUAUAGUGGGUUCCACAGCUAUGUAGAGCAUACUGGUAAUGCUGAUUUAUUAAGCAAACAAUUCUUAAAUGAGCUUUUAGAAGCUACUGGUUGGGACUUGAAUGAAACCAAAAUUGAUCUCGUUUGGAAUACAGGUUAUACAUUUUUGAGAAAAAAGUAA